Messenger RNA from Racocetra fulgida, 333 nucleotides. The record is from the annotation of a GenBank genome assembly. NCBI's taxonomy places the organism in Eukaryota, Fungi, Glomeromycota, Glomeromycetes, Diversisporales, Gigasporaceae.
GUCGAGCAAGUGUUUAUACACUUCCUGAUUUGUCCAAUUAUAAACCAACAAAUAUUCAAGUUAAAUUUUUGCCCGCUUUAACUACUUCGCAUCUUCAACCUAUGGAUGCGGGAAUUAUUAAAUGCUUCAAGGCAAAAUAUCAAAAAAAAUAUAUUCAACAUAUUCUGGAUCACGAAAUAAGUGAAUUAGUAAUUGAUCUUACUGAUCCAACGGUUUCACAAGAAAUAAAAUCUUACCAAGAAAUUAAUAGUACUUAUAUUCCUACGGAGGAAAUACUUGAUGAUAACCAAAUUGUUGAAACUGUAUUAGCGGAGCAAUUAGAACGUCAGCAAG